UUGGAAAAUUGAUUGGGGUAAUGAAAAAACCGAUGGUUUAUUUCUUGUCGCUCGUCGUGAUCAAAAAUGGCGUGGAGGUUUCUUCUCUUGUAAUGGAUUUGAUGCUUAUGUUCCGAAACAAGUGGCAUCGGAUUUGACUUAUUCUAAUGUUUGGAAACAUCUUCUGUCCGUGCAUGAAGAAACUCCAUUACAUUUAUUACUGUGGGGAGGUGAUCAAAAUUAUAUUGAUUUUAUUUUUGAAGAUAUCCCAUUUCUUCGUGCUUGGAUCAAUAUGGAAUGGAAUCAAAAAUGGACGACUGAUUUUCGAGAUGAUUUAAAAGAACAAGUUGAACAAUAUCAUUUUAAUACUUAUGCACAAAAUUGGGAUCGUCGUGCCGAAGUGAAAAGAGCUUUAACAUCGAUUCCUAGUCUAAUGAUGUGGGAUGAUCAUGAUAUUUUUGAUGGAGUUGGAUCUUAUCCUCCCUUACUUCAUGAUAGUCCAAUGAUGAUGGGAUUAUUUCAAGCAGCACAGAAAAUGCGACUUCUUUUUCAACAUCAUACUACACCAGAGAAAGCUCGACAGCAUCAUUUAUUUGGACAUGAAGGAUAUAAUUUUUUCUCUCGUUGUGGUCCACAUUUAGCGAUCAUUGGUGCUGAUGGACGAACUGAACGUAACACACAAACUGUUCAACAUGAAAAGACAUGGGAUAUGAUUUUCAAUAAACUUGAGAAUGAUCUUGAAGAAGUCGAACAUCUAAUCAUUUUAUUUCCUGUUCCAUUUUCAUUUAUUCGUGUUCAUAUUGCUGAAUCGAUUUUCGAACGUUUAAAAAAACUUCCGAAUAAAAGUCGACAUGUUCCACUUAUCCGAAAAACAAAUUCAAUCUUCGAUUUACCUGAACUUUACGAUGAUCUUCUUGAUGAAUGGACUCAUGCAGAUCAUAUUGACGAGCGAAAUCGUGCUCUUCUUCGUUUUCAAAAAAUUGCCGAAGAGAAAAAAGUUCGAAUCAGUUAUUUUAGUGGUGAUGUGCAUUGUUGUGGUAUUAGUCGAUUUCAAACGAAAGGAUCUCAUCCACCAUUACCAAUCAAUGAUGCUAAGCUAAUGUAUCAGAUUAUUUCAUCUGCUAUUGUCAAUAUGCCUCCAUCGAAAAUGGCCAUUCGCGUUGCUCAUCAUUUCAAAUCUAAAUGGAAUCCAGUCGAUAAUACUGAAGAAGAAGUGAUUGAUUUUUUUGAAAGAGGACCAGAAAAUGGAAGAAAAGUUUUUCAUAAAAAAUUUCGUCCUAAUCGCAAUUGGUGCUAUUUCGAACAGUGUUCAAAUAUCCUGAUGUCCGCUGUCACUAUUGUUCAAACGCGAUGUCUUCAUUGCUUUCCAUGCAAAGAGAAUCUUGUUGUACCAACCAGUUUAGGUCCAACCUCUAAUCAAAAAGGUCAUGGUAGUCAACAACCUCCGAUUCAUGACCAUACUAAUGGAGAAUUGUGUCAUCAGAUUAUUCAAAUGGACAAACGACAGAUUGGAAGUCAUGAUUUGAGAGUUCGAUUAUGGUUAGAGAGCGCUCAUAAGCAUCAAGAUGGGAGACAAUUUGUUGGUUAUGAUCUUCUCAUUCCUGAUCUCAAAUAA
Messenger RNA from Rotaria sordida, 1594 nucleotides. Lineage: Eukaryota; Metazoa; Rotifera; Eurotatoria; Philodinida; Philodinidae. The record is from the annotation of a GenBank genome assembly.